AGGAGGAGAAACCACGUGUGACAGCCAGGCUGAGUUGAGAACUGUCCUUCUCAAGUCAAGUUGUUUUUGUAAUAUCUUUGGAUGUAACUAGCCAUUCCGUCCGACGGAAGGCCAUUCAACAGACCCACAUCACAGCUCUCAGCAACGGACAUCUGUUGCUAACUCUGAAACCAAACUAGCAUUCUGGGAAACGAAUCAUGGUUAGCAAGACGGAUGACAUCCCAGCAUCAGUGCCCGUUGAUCUUGCCCGGGAAGGCGAGACAGAAAACAGCAAAGACAGCAGCAAGACAGCCUUGAAGGAUCCAUGUGCUUGCGGACACCGUGGGGACACUGCAGUAAUGAACGGGGACGCUGGUCAUGAGGAGGCCGACUCCAAGCAGGAUGGCGGUGCCGAUGCAGACCUUGCAGAGGAUGCCAACGAACAGGAAGUGAUCGUAAUUCAAGACACUGGCUUCACUGUGAAGAUCCAAGCACCUGGAACCGAACCCUUUGACCUUCAGGUGUCACCACAAGAGAUGGUGCAAGAGAUCCAUCAAGUACUGAUGGACCGCGAGGAUACCUGCCACCGCACCUGCUUUUCCUUACAGCUCGACGGAAAUGUACUUGACAACUUUGCCGAGCUCAAGUCCAUUGAGGGCCUGCAGGAAGGCUCUCUUCUCAAAGUGGUCGAAGAGCCCUACACAGUGCGUGAAGCUCGUAUUCACGUCCGUCACAUCAGAGACCUGCUGAAGAGUCUUGAUCCAUCAGACGCUUAUAAUGGAGUGGACUGCAACUCCCUCUCGUUCCUCAGUGUCUUCACCGAUGGAGAUCUUGGAGAUACUGGGAGACGCAAAAAGAAGGGCAGUGAACUUGAGCAGAUUGAUUGCACACCACCUGAACACAUUCUGCCAGGCAGCAAAGAGCGUCCUUUGGUGCCCCUUCAGCCACAGAAUAAAGACUGGAAGCCUAUGCAGUGCCUGAAGGUCUUGACAAUGAGUGGCUGGAACCCACCGCCUGGCAACAGGAAGAUGCACGGAGACCUUAUGUAUCUGUACAUCGUGACUGUUGAGGACAGACACGUCAGCAUCACUGCCUCCACCCGUGGAUUCUACCUCAAUCAGUCCACAACUUAUAUCUUCAACCCCAAGCCAGCCAACCCCAGCUUCCUCAGCCACUCUCUAGUUGAACUGCUGAGUCAGAUUAGCCCCACCUUCAAGAAGAACUUUACUGCUCUGCAAAAGAAGAGGGUACAAAGACAUCCGUUUGAGAGAAUAGCUACUCCCUUCCAAGUGUACAGCUGGACUGCACCACAGAUCGACCAUGCCAUGGACUGUGUGAGAGCUGAGGAUGCCUACACCUCCCGUCUGGGUUAUGAAGAGCACAUACCUGGCCAAACUAGAGACUGGAACGAGGAGCUCCAGACAACCAGAGAACUUUCUCGUAAGAACCUCCCUGAGCGUCUGCUGAGAGAACGAGCCAUAUUCAAGGUUCAUAGUGACUUUGCCGCUGCGGCGACGCGUGGUGCGAUGGCAGUGAUUGAUGGUAAUGUCAUGGCGAUCAAUCCUGGAGAGGAGACGCGAAUGCAGAUGUUCAUCUGGAACAACAUUUUCUUCAGCUUGGGCUUUGACGUACGUGACCACUACAAGGAGCUGGGCGGGGACGCUGCCGCCCACGCCGCCCCCACCAACGACUUGAAUGGGGUGAGGGCAUACAGUGCUGUGGAUGUGGAGGGGCUCUACACCCUGGGCACGGUGGUGGUGGACUACAGAGGUUAUCGUGUAACCGCUCAGUCCAUCAUUCCUGGCAUCUUGGAGCGGGAGCAAGAGCAGAGUGUCAUCUAUGGCUCCAUUGACUUUGGUAAGACCGUAGUGUCCCAUCCCAAGUAUCUGGAGUUUUUGGAGAAGACCAGCCGCCCUCUGAAGGUGCAGCGGCAUGAUGUGCUCAACGAGAAAGACGCUUCUGUAGAGCUUUGCUCCUCUGUGGAGUGUAAGGGUAUCAUUGGCAACGAUGGGCGCCAUUACAUCCUGGACCUAUUGCGUACCUUCCCUCCUGACCUCAACUUCCUGCCAGUGGAAGGAGAAGAGCUCACGGCCGAGAGCCAGAAGCUGGGUUUCCCCCGGCUACAUCGCCAUCGCCUGGCUUGCUUGCGCCAGGAGCUCAUUGAGGCCUUUGUAGAGCACAGAUAUCUCCUCUUCAUGAAGAUGGCCGCACUCCAGCUAAUGCAGCAGAAAGCAAACAAAGACAAGGCCGCAGCCCUGCAUGACACGAGCACUGCAGAUGUGGAGUCUGAAAGCAAACCGCAGGCUCUUGAAGCAUCUGAAAAGGUUCCUGACGACAAACCAACCUCUCCAACUUCCUCUGAGUCUGAAUCCACUCUGACCCCUAAUGACUCAGAGUCAAACACUGUGUCCGAAAACUCUGCUCCUGAGAACCAGGCAGCCCAAGUUCCUACGGCAAACACCAACGGUACUCAUGAGCCUUCAGCUCCAGAGAGGCAGAAUGGAGGGUGUGAUAGUCUCUUGGAGGGUAAGGAAGCUGAUGAAAUAAUUCCUGGACUUGCCCAAGCUAAAGAGCUGGCCGAGUCCUUAGCAGCGGAAGAUGGAUCAGGUAUUGACCCUAAAAGCAGAGAGGUGGUCCUCAACGCCUGUAAAGCUGUAGGCUCUAUCAGCAACACCUCUUUCGACAUUCGCUUCAAUCCAGAUAUCUUCUCUCCAGGAGUCCGCUUCCCAGAUGACAGUGCUGAGGACAUCAAGAAACAGAAGCAGCUUCUCAAAGAGGCGGCAGCCUUCCUAGUGUCCUGCCAGAUCCCUUCUUUUGUAAAAGACUGUUUAGAUCACAGCACUUUGCCUAUGGAUGGUGCAACAAUGAUAGAAGCCCUUCAUCAGCGUGGCAUUAAUAUACGUUAUCUUGGUACUGUGCUGGAGUUUGUGGACAACAUGCCGUCAAAAGCACAACUUGAACACAUCUAUAGAAUAGGUAUCAGUGAGCUGAUCACCAGAUGUGCAAAGCAUAUCUUCAAAACAUAUCUUCAGGGUGUGGAGCUCUCUGCUUUAUCCGCUGCGGUGAGCCACUUCCUGAACUGCUUCUUGAGUUCUUUCCCAGAUGCAGUGGCUCACCUUCCUGCAGAUGAGCUGGUGUCCCGCAGAAAGAACCGCAAGAGACGUAACCGUGUCCCUGGUGGAGGAGACAACACGACCUGGGCCAGCCUGACACCCAGUGAGCUGUGGAAGAACAUUACCUCUGAGGCACAAAGCUACUAUCACUUUAAUCUGCAAUGUGAAAGUGUGGACCAAGCAGUGGAGAAGUACAACUUGCAGAAGAUCACACUGCUGAGGGAGAUAUCAAUCAAGACUGGCAUUCAGAUCUUAAUAAAGGAGUACAACUUUGACAGCCGCCACAAGCCAGCCUUCACCGAGGAGGACAUCCUGAAUAUCUUCCCUGUUGUGAAGCACGUCAACCCCAAAGCCUCAGAUGCCUUCCAUUUCUUCCAAAGCGGGCAGGCCAAGGUUCAGCAAGGCUUCUUAAAAGAGGGCUGUGAGCUCAUCAACGAGGCAUUGAACCUCUUCAACAAUGUGUAUGGAGCCAUGCAUGUGGAGAUCUGUGCCUGUCUGCGCCUUCUGGCCCGACUCAACUACAUCAUGGGUGAUCACCCUGAGGCUCUGAGCAAUCAGCAGAAGGCUGUCCUGAUGAGUGAGAGAGCACUGGGUAUUGAACACCCCAACACUAUUCAAGAAUAUAUGCACUUAGCUUUGUACUGCUUUGCCAACGGCCAGCUGUCCACUGCCUUGAAGCUGCUAUACCGCGCUCGCUACCUCAUGCUCGUGGUGUGUGGGGAGGACCAUCCUGAAAUGGCCCUGCUUGACAGCAAUAUUGGUCUGGUGCUUCAUGGUGUGAUGGAGUAUGACCUGUCUCUGCGUUUCCUGGAGAACGCCCUGGCCAUCAAUUCAAAAUACCAUGGAACACGAUCCUUGAAAGUAGCCCUCAGUCAUCACCUGGUGGCCAGAGUUUAUGAGAGCAAAGCUGAGUUUCGCUCUGCACUGCAGCAUGAGAAGGAGGGUUAUACCAUAUACAAGAACCAGGUUGGUGAAGGCCACGAGAAGACGAAGGAGAGCUCUGAGUACCUGAAGUACCUCACACAGCAGGCUGUGGCUCUACAGAGAACCAUGAACGAGAUCUACAAGAAUGGAUCAAACGCUAGCAUAAUGCCCCUCAAAUUUACGGCACCAAACAUGGCCAGUGUUCUGGAACAGCUUAAUAUCAUCAAUGGCAUCAUCUUUAUUCCUCUCAGCCAAAAAGACCUGGAAAAUCUGAAGGCCGAGGUGCAGAGGCGGCAGCUGAUGCAGGAUUCUGGAAAAAUUGAGGAGCAGCAGGGUAGUCAGUUAGAGCUGGAUGACAAGCUGCCAGUGGAUGAUUAAAAGACCCAACCAUACAGCCCCUCUCCAUAUGAGGAGGACACGAUGCAGCAGCCAUCUGUAUGAACCAGUGGACCUGAGAACUGAGCUGUCUAAUCUAACCAAUUCAAUUUGAGCAUAAUGGGGAAGGGAGGACCAGGAACAGGUGACAAAUAAAGUGUACAGAGUGUAGUUUAUAGCUGUAAAGAGAAUGAAAGCAGAUGUUUUACACGUGCAAUUCAACAACAUGACCCCUCGAGGUCUACCAGAGGAGGAAGCAGGAGAGAAUGGAGUCCUUCCCCUCUGAGUUUGCAGAGAUGAGGCUGGUGGUGAGCAAGGAAGACCAUGACAUUUUAUACCAGAGCCUUAUCCAUCCACCCAUCAACCCCAUCUCAUACCUUCUCAUCUGAGCCCAGGAUAAACCACAAUCCGUCCCAAACCAACCCACGAGUGUAGAGAGAUCCUAAAAACAUCCUUUUCUGAAAACUCAGGUGAUUUCUACACUGCUCGCCAGAUGAGAUACGUUCACCGUACAAUUCAACAGAGAUAGACAUAUGAGAAUCAUGGGCUUAAGAAUGUACACUUUAGAGGUCUAGUCUCAGGACCGAAUGGUAGUAUUGUGUCCCAUACGUUAUUUCUGCGCUCUCCAUGGCUUCUGCCUUUAGACAAAAUCAGAUCAAUGCAACUUUACAGAUGCGUGUUCUCAUCCAGUCAUUUAAGAUUGGUGGUGUCUGUAAAACAAGGAAUCUUUUUGUAAAAGUACAUGAGAAGCUAUUAGAUCUUUCAAGUAAACGUUAAUUUAAGCCAUGUAUGUUUUAUAGAAAUACAUUUGGAAGCUGUAUAAAGCUUUGUCAUGGGGGUUGGACGGGAGCUUGAUUCGUUUUGAUUGAAAUACUGAUUUGAAAUGUCCAGUUUGAAUUAGACUGUUGUGUUGAAACUCUUUUUCACUUUAAACGUGUGUAUGUGUGCGUGUCUAUGUAUGUACGUCUCUUUAUUGUUGUCCAUGCUAGUGCUGAAAUGGAUUCUGAGGAUUCCUCCAAAGCUGCUGCAACAGAACAAUAUUGUGAUGAUAUUUUUAUACAUACAUUAUUGAUAACGCAUGGACUCAUGCAACCUGCUAAGACGAAGAUGGUGAAAAUGUGGUACUUGUAAAUGUGGUUUUUGAAACAAGAUCAAUAUAUUCUCCAGAAUAAUUUAGCACCCCGUUCAGGAACUUGCGAGCCUCGUGUUUCUCCCUAGCAGUAUUUAUUGCACUUUCCAGUGCUGAAUUUUUGAGUGGUUUUCAAAUAGUACCACCAAAGGAGGAAUAAGAUUGGCUGCUUUGAUGCAACUUACCAAAAAAAAAGAAAAGAAAAGACGAUCAAGGGUGAUGUGUUUGCUUGUAUACAUGCUUUGUGUGUGUCCUGCAAAUGUCAAAAUUGUUGCUGUGUAUGAAGCAAUAUGCUGGAACUAAGUGCACCUUGGAUUAUGUACAUGGAUGCAAGAAAACGGCUAGCCUGGUUGUAUUUCUCUAUAAAACAAAAAGUAAAAUUGUUAACAAAAUGGUUUGUCUCUGAAAAUUGGUGGGGAAAAAACAAUUUUACUGGUAAAUGAUAUUUAUGAGCAAGAAUAUCUAAUAGUGUGUGAGAUGUGUGCUUAUUUAAGUCAAAAUGUCUGAAAACUGUACUUUUUUUUUUUUUUAAAUUGUCAAUUCAUCAAUGGCCAUCAGUAGAUUUUUGUAAUGCGAAAGCUUGGAUGUUGGACAGAAGUCAUUGAAUGUCUAUUUCAGUACCCUUAGGUGCCACAUGGGUGUGCUGCAGUCAAUAUAUUCGAUUGAUAAUGGACAUAAACUAAUUUUUUGAUGCAUUACAUUAUAAUAUGAGAACUACAUUUGAAACGAAACAAGUGCUGGAAUCGAAAGAGUUAAAAAGGUAUUAACACCCAAAACUUAUUAGAAACUUGACUGAUUUUCUGUUGACGUGAUGGUGGUAGCUUAGUGGUUAAAGCUCUGAGUUGGUAACAGAUGCAUCUCAAGUUCGGUGUCAAAUAAGUAUGACCUUUGAACUGAAGGGUUAAUGAGAAAAUCCUGUGUCUGUGUUCUUGAGCCUGGUACUUAACCUGCAGGUUUUUCCUGGGCUGUGGUCUAUAAAAAUAACAAGUAAACAAUCUGCAGUCAAGAUUGUUAAGUAUGAUCUUAAUUGAAUAUCUUUAUGCUUCUAUAGUUACACAUCUCACAGAGAACAAAUUGGUAGAUUAAAACCGUUUUGAAUUUA
Pimephales promelas (fathead minnow) is the source of this 6622-nucleotide messenger RNA. It is a transcript of the gene cluha, whose product is annotated as CLUH binding protein of NUMT mRNA a. Gene Ontology annotation, biological process: intracellular distribution of mitochondria; organelle organization. The record is from RefSeq and is a predicted model, not a curated record. Lineage: Eukaryota; Metazoa; Chordata; Actinopteri; Cypriniformes; Leuciscidae. Gene Ontology annotation, molecular function: mRNA binding; protein binding. Gene Ontology annotation, cellular component: cytoplasm.